AUGCAAGUCAACAUCAUUAUGUCGGACAAGUACCUAGCGGCCGCGGCGCCGUCGUCCCGACGCCGGCCUCUCGCAGUCAAUACAGGGAAGCGGCGGAAACUUGAGAAGGCGGCACGUUACGACUCCUCUCUGAUCCCCCUCACAAUGGCCGCCGCCCCGCUCCUCUCGCUCCUAGUUUCCCUCCUCUCCAUCAAUGGCGCCGCCGCCGUCGGCCGCCACCUGGCGCAAUCUCCAGCCUCCGCACCCGAAAUGUCAGCGCCCGCCCCUUUUGUUUCUGCACCCGCUCCUGUCAUCCCCCCCCUUGCCUCAGCCCCAGCUACCCCCCCGGUAGAGGCUCCCGCACCCGCACCCGCUCCUGGCGCCCCCGCCCCUGCGCCGCUCACUCCGAUUGCACCAGUUGACCCCUGUUUUGCGAGUCUGGGGGGGAACAAUGUGACGGUGUUGAUGGUUGCUGACCCGGGCUCGUUUUCCGGCUCUGCAGAGGCCAAAUAUCUAGAGCUCAACAUGGUCAACAAGGUGGAGCUGGCGCAAGGCAACAGCUACUGCCCCACCAAAUUCACCGGAACCAUCAUGGGCCAGCAAAUCCUGCUCGUGACAACCGGCAUCGGCCCCGGUCAGGCGAGCAUCUGCACGCAGGAGAUUCUGCAGUGCGCGAGCCACGUUCGGGAGAUUGUCUAUUCGGGCACCUCGGGGUGGUCCCUUCAGAAGGGCGGCGUGCUCAACGACGAUAACUGCAACACCGUCAACAACUCAACCGCCGUGAACCGCAUCGGCGACCUGUGCGUGUCGCCCUUCAGCGUCAACUGGGACUGCAAGCAAACCGACUGGAACCAACAAUGCGCCAGCUUCCCGAACCUGUGCUACCAGCCCACCGAGAUCUUCUCCAUCAACGCGACCUUUUUGUACGGCGAGUGUAUUUUCACCCAGGCCAUCCCGGCCUCGCUGGCCCUGGCCGCGGAGAUUGUGAAUGCGUCCCGGGCGCCCAGUUUCGCGCUCAACACGCCGGUGCGCAUCUCGAACGUGUCCGCGGUCGAAACUCGUUUUUGGGCGACGAUGCAGAACCAGACCGGGGUGCCGUACGCGUACAACGGGAGCGCGCCGCCGGCGGUUUACGACUACACGCAGUGCGCGGAGGUCGACUCGCAGUUCUUCUUCUCGGGCGCCCCCUUCGAGAUGGUCGCGCGCGACUACGUGGCGCGCACGAUCAACCAGGCGCUCAACACGACGCUCACCAAAAAGGACGUCCAGAUCGCAAACGCUAUGGAGAGCAUCGGGCUCGCUAUGCCCAUCGAGCGCUACAACGGGUUCAAUUCCACGGUCCGCAAGAUUCCGUACACGGUCAUCCGCGGAAUGUCCAACGGCCUGCACGGAACGGUGAGGCAGUCCGCACCGGGGGUGUGGGUACCGGGUACCGUGGUACCCAGCGACUUCACGAACGGGUACGGCUUCGCGAUCGCGAGCUUCUCGUCGCUUAUCAUGACGUGGCUCCAGAACCGGUGCCUCACGGGAGUGGGCGCCGGCAAUACGACCCUGUGCAGCUUCUCGCUGGCGGCGUAUGGGGCGCCUGGCGGCAUCGCUUCGUCUGAGGCGAAUUGACGGUCGAGAUAGAGGGACUUCGUAAUUGAUGGUCGAGCUGGUAAGUGUUGGAGGGCUCAGGGGUAGCUGAGGGAGACUCGGACGGUCGUGGUGGAGACAGCUUAACGAUUGACGGUCCCAAUGGAAGGUGGUUGAUCGGACGGUCAAGAUGGGCUCUCCUUACGUUGGCGGUCGCGAGGUGAAGCCUUAUAAUUGUCGGUGUUGUAGAUUCAUACGUAUGGAAAGUACGACGUGACUGCUGUCGAGUUUGGUUAUUCUCCCGUUGAUUUAGAGGUACGGUCGGGAAACGGGCUGGAAGGUCAAGCUGGGUUAGGCGCAGUCGGGGGCAGGGUUAGAGCUUAUCAUGGUCCACAUCUGCUGCAGCAGUCUACUUAUAUUGUCGGCACUUUUUGGUUAAAGUAUUGACCCGCGCCUUCUUAACACCAAGUAGCAUCAGAAGUCAAACGGGGCGCAAAGCGGUCCUAGUUGCGUUGGCGCGGGUGUAAAUAAUAAAAAAGGUCGUUGCGUUAGCUGCUCGUCGUAACUUAUGAAGUCGUUGUGCACGCUCGAACGAGUCUGGCAAUAUUGUUUUCCGGGCAAGCUUGGGGCAGGCCUGGCUGCAUACUUGAGGAUUACCGCAGUUUGAUCGUGCAGAAUCCAUCCACCUCAUCCAGGCAAUUUUCGGUGCAUAUCAUUCACGACGUACGGUUCGACGGGUAAAGCUAUGCCGGCUGAAUUUGAUGUCUUAUGCUUAAAUCCCUUGAUUGAGAUCUGCA
Klebsormidium nitens is the source of this 2351-nucleotide messenger RNA. Lineage: Eukaryota; Viridiplantae; Streptophyta; Klebsormidiophyceae; Klebsormidiales; Klebsormidiaceae. The record is from the annotation of a GenBank genome assembly.